Messenger RNA from Onychomys torridus (southern grasshopper mouse), 1958 nucleotides. It is a transcript of the gene Pou2f2, whose product is annotated as POU class 2 homeobox 2. Gene Ontology annotation, biological process: regulation of transcription by RNA polymerase II. The transcript has 15 exons. Bases 28 to 1827 code for a protein of 599 amino acids. Gene Ontology annotation, cellular component: nucleus. Gene Ontology annotation, molecular function: DNA-binding transcription factor activity, RNA polymerase II-specific; RNA polymerase II cis-regulatory region sequence-specific DNA binding. The record is from RefSeq and is a predicted model, not a curated record. NCBI's taxonomy places the organism in Eukaryota, Metazoa, Chordata, Mammalia, Rodentia, Cricetidae.
GUUCCCCAGCCCUGGCUGGCGGGCAGUAUGGUUCACUCCAGCAUGGGGGCUCCAGAAAUAAGAAUGUCUAAGCCCCUGGAGGCCGAAAAGCAGAGUCUGGACUCCCCAUCAGAGCACACAGACACCGAAAGAAAUGGACCGGACAUUAAUCAUCAGAACCCCCAGAAUAAGGCUUCCUCGUUCUCUGUAUCCCCAACUGGCCCUAGCACCAAGAUCAAGGCUGAAGACCUCAGUGGUGACUCAGCCCAGGCAGCACCCCCGCCCCCCCAGCCGGCUCAGCCUCAUCUGCCCCAGGCCCAACUCAUGUUGACAGGCAGCCAGCUAGCUGGGGACAUACAGCAGCUCCUCCAGCUCCAGCAGCUGGUGCUUGUCCCCGGCCACCACCUCCAGCCACCUGCUCAGUUCCUGCUGCCACAGGCCCAGCAGAGUCAGCCAGGCCUGCUACCGACGCCAAAUCUAUUCCAGCUACCUCAGCAAACCCAGGGAGCUCUCCUGACCUCCCAGCCCCGGGCUGGGCUUCCUACACAGGCUGUGACUCGCCCCACGCUGCCCGACCCGCACCUCUCACACCCGCAGCCCCCAAAAUGCUUGGAACCGCCAUCCCACCCGGAGGAACCUAGUGACCUGGAGGAACUGGAACAAUUCGCUCGCACCUUCAAGCAACGCCGCAUCAAGCUGGGCUUCACGCAGGGUGAUGUAGGCCUGGCCAUGGGCAAACUCUAUGGCAAUGACUUCAGCCAGACGACCAUUUCCCGCUUCGAGGCCCUUAACCUGAGCUUCAAGAAUAUGUGCAAACUCAAGCCCCUCCUGGAGAAGUGGCUCAGUGACGCAGAAACUAUGUCUGUGGACUCAAGCCUACCCAGCCCCAACCAGCUGAGCAGCCCUAGCCUGGGUUUCGAUGGGCUGCCAGGGCGGAGACGCAAGAAGAGAACCAGCAUUGAGACGAAUGUCCGCUUCGCCUUAGAGAAGAGUUUUCUAGCGAACCAGAAGCCUACCUCAGAGGAGAUCCUGCUGAUCGCAGAGCAGCUGCACAUGGAGAAGGAAGUAAUCCGCGUCUGGUUCUGCAACCGGCGCCAGAAGGAAAAGCGCAUCAACCCCUGCAGCGCGGCCCCCAUGCUGCCCAGCCCGGGAAAGCCGACCAGCUACAGCCCUCACCUGGUCACACCCCAAGGGGGCGCAGGGACCUUACCAUUGUCCCAAGCUUCUAGCAGCCUGAGCACAACAGUGACUACCUUAUCCUCAGCUGUGGGGACGCUCCACCCCAGCCGGACAGCAGGAGGGGGUGGAGGUGGGGGCGGAGCCGCUGCCCCCCUCAAUUCCAUCCCCUCUGUCACUCCCCCACCCCCGGCCACCACCAACAGCACAAACCCGAGCCCUCAAGGCAGCCACUCGGCUAUCGGCUUGUCGGGCCUGAACCCCGGCACGGGAAGCACAAUGGUGGGGUUGAGCUCUGGGCUGAGUCCAGCCCUCAUGAGCAACAACCCUUUGGCCACCAUCCAAGCCCUGGCCUCUGGUGGAACCCUGCCCCUUACCAGCCUUGAUGGCAGCGGGAACCUGGUGCUGGGGGCAGCCGGUGCGGCCCCAGGGAGCCCCGGCCUAGUGACCUCGCCUCUCUUCCUGAACCACGCUGGGCUGCCCCUGCUCAGUGCCCCGCCAGGUGUGGGCCUGGUCUCAGCGGCGGCUGCAGCCGUGGCGGCCUCCAUCUCCAGCAAGUCUCCUGGCCUCUCCUCGUCUUCUUCAUCCUCAUCAUCCUCCACUUGCAGUGAAGUGGCAGCACAGACCCCUGGAGGCCCAGGGGGACCUGAGGCAGGGUCCAAGGCCGAGUGAGAGUCCACCAUGCUUCCCUCCUGCUCCUCUGACUCCCCCAACCUUGGUCCCCUGCCCAAGAAGGGGCCAGGAGGCUGGUGGAGGUGCAGUGGAUCAUCAGAGCAGGAGUGAUAGAGGAGGAAAGACCAAAA